UUUUUAAAAUCCGAAAUUAAAAUGUUUAACAACAUGUUGUAAGUCAAGAAUUUAAUCCAUUAGAUUACUCCUUGAAUGAAAAACUGCACAAAUACAGCGUGUUUUAUAAUAUUUGUGUAAAAGAACUUGACAAUUGGUCUAAAAUUUUUGCUUAUAUGAUAUGACCGAAGCACUUCCAGAAGAAAGCCAUGGAGUUACUUUGCCUAGAAGUAUGUCUUUAUGCAUGCAAGCAAAAAAAUGUGAAGGUCACCAGCCCAAACAGCCUAAUUUAAAAGGAAGGGAAAGCUAUGAAAGAAUGAAUUUUUUAAUUCAAGGAGCGAUGACAACAUUGGCACAAACUCCACACAAUAUAGAUAUGGUACGACACUAUAUGAAAUCAUUACAUGGAAUUAAGUCUAAAAAGGUUUUAAGAUGGUCUCAAGAUGUGAAACACGCAUAUUGUCGUGGUUGUCAUAUGUUACUUGUGCCGGGUAUCACUACUCGUGUCCGAAUAAAAGCUAACCGAAGAAUUGUUUCAACAUGUCUGUUAUGUAAUAACAUCAAGCGCAAUAAUAUUACAAAUCCAAUAAAGAGAAAAAGGAAAAAAAGAAGAAAGAAGAAAGAAGAAUGAUGAGGAAAAAAAAUCAGCAUUGAUUUUUUUUCUAAGAGCAAUAUUUUUGUUGGAUUAACUUUAUUAAACUUUUUUUUUUUUUUUUUUUUUGAGUACAACAAAUACCUGAUUAUGUAAAAAUGCUAAUAACUAUAUGAACCAUUAUUUGUAUUGUAUAGUUUAUUUUUUAAUUGAGUUUAUUUGAAAACUUUAUGUUUUUUUUUUUCUCCUGUAAUAAAUAUUCUUUAUGGA
Messenger RNA from Hydra vulgaris (swiftwater hydra), 841 nucleotides. Its product is annotated as ribonuclease P protein subunit p21. Gene Ontology annotation, cellular component: nucleolar ribonuclease P complex. Gene Ontology annotation, biological process: tRNA processing. The record is from RefSeq and is a predicted model, not a curated record. Lineage: Eukaryota; Metazoa; Cnidaria; Hydrozoa; Anthoathecata; Hydridae.